Molecule: messenger RNA, 1342 nt
Organism: Racocetra fulgida
Lineage: Eukaryota; Fungi; Glomeromycota; Glomeromycetes; Diversisporales; Gigasporaceae
Source: the annotation of a GenBank genome assembly
AUGAGCAUUGAGCCGACUUUCAUAGGAUAUAUUGAAACAACACAGGAUACGCUUCUCUUGUUCGAAGCAUGUCGAAGAGGCAAUCUCGUAAAGAUAAGUAGACGUCUUCAAGAAAAAGAACGCAAGAUAAUAACUUCGGGAAGUGUGUUCGUUUUUGAUGAACGCGAAUCUGGAAUAAAACGUUGGACCGACGGGUUGCUGUGGAGCCCUUCACGAAUCCUUGGAAACUUUCUUAUUUAUCGUGAGCUGGAUAAACGUACACCGACAGGAAAGAAAGAAACCACACCUGUAGAACGACAGCGAAGUAAUAGCACAGAUACGGAAUUUCAGAUAGAAAAAAAUAAGGAACGCGCUUUAGUUGGUAGUUUAACUAACACAUAUCGUUUCAAGAAGGGAGGUUUAAUCAAAAAAACAAUGUCUAUAAUGGUGAAUGGAGUAAAUCAUCACAUGAUCAGCUAUUACACUAAAGAAGACGUACUUGCCUGUAAACUUAAGAUCCCUUCCACGAUCCCAGAUCUGGCAAUUCUUGAAAUCGCACCCGAAUUUUUAUUAAAACAAAACUUUAGGAUACCGCCAGUAAUCGAGUCGAAUUACGAACAAGGUGAACUAAAUUCGAAAAGUGUAAUUUCUUACGAGAAACAAUCACCUGUUAUCACCGCUUCACAGCACACGAUUGUCACAACAAAGCUGAAUGAAAACACGUCUCAUUUAAAGACUAAAAUUGAAAAUUCGAAUUCUUCUGGAGUCAGCAUCUAUUAUUCUGUACGUGAAUUCAUGAAUCGACAAUCACCAUAUGAAUUUCCACCAAUUAUAUCACUUGGUAAUAAUACAACACCAAGGCUGUUGUCACCAUUAAUGCCUAACGUUAGUUCGCAAAUAGAAUAUAAUAAUUAUCAUCAAACACAAAAUAAUUCGAACGGACAAAACAGUUCUUGGUCUGAAUAUCAAUAUCCUUCGUAUUCAUCGAACGCGCCACAUCCACAUAACUCAGGAAAUAGCCUUCCAUCCAUGAGUCAUCAAUCUCAAUCUAGUAGUCAUCAUGCAGAAGCGGGUAGUGACAUGUUUUAUACGGCUACUGCAACCCACAACAUUAACACGUUUAAUGAUCAAGCUCCCUUCCUACCCGAUUUGUACAGUUCUGCCCGCUCCUCUACUGUUAAUGCCGCGUCACAUUCUCAAUCAAAUCAGCAUGAUCAAGCAACAUCUCCAUCUCCCACACUUCCUGCAAUUUCUUCUCCUGCUAGCACUGCGAGCACUUCCAAUAGUAAUGGUUCAAGUAAUGCUCCUUUAACGCCUCUUAACUCUCCUGGCAAUACUACCACGAUCGUCGACUCUGGCUUUA